Molecule: messenger RNA, 1866 nt
Organism: Lucilia sericata (common green bottle fly)
Lineage: Eukaryota; Metazoa; Arthropoda; Insecta; Diptera; Calliphoridae
Exons: 2
Coding region: 171-1061 (296 amino acids)
Source: RefSeq, a predicted model, not a curated record
AACAUCUGAAUGUGAGUAACCAUAGCACUGAUUUAUACGAAAUAUUAAACCCUUGGCAACCUUUUUCAUUAAUUAUUUUCUUUUCACUUCCCAAAUAAAAACUAUUUUUUUCAAAUAUUUUUUCCCUAACAGAAAUCUUUUCAUAUUAUCAGCAAAAAAUAACCAAUAAAAUGUUGGAACAUAGUGAAUCCCACAAAUUAAAUGAAUUUGGUUUUAUGGAUUAUAAAAAACCAUUGGGUAACGAGCAGGAUAUGAGGACAUCAACUUACCUGGGACAUAAAAUAAUGGGUGACACUAUGUUGAACAAUAAGAUACAGCCAAUGUGCAAAGAAACAAAAUCUUAUGAAGAAGAUGCAGUUUUGGAAAAACAUAGAACUAGUGAUUAUAAAGCAAAUUAUGUGUGGAAGUUCGGCAUUCCCGAUGAAAUACGCAAUGUUUCUUUGGAUAGAAAAAUUCACUAUAUGAAACCCUUUUACGAUUGUAAUCUUAAAUUCCUUAAAAGACCCAUGCGCCCCGCUAGUAGUGUAACCCAUUCCGAUUAUAUUUGGCAACCUGAAAAUACCACUUUACCUCCAGCCAUUCCUCACAUACCGUGCGCUGUAUCCCCUACUAAAAUCGUUGUAGAUCGUAAUAAACCUGGCUAUUCAAAAUUAUUGGAUCCAUCUGCCACUACCACCAGUCUAGAUUACUGUUAUCGUUCCCCCCAAGACAUCAUGAAUAGUAUUGCGGCCAAUGAUAAUAUAACAUUUUGGAAUUGGAAAGACACCGAAUAUCGUGAGAAAAAAGUAUUUCGUGUUAAGGAAGCACAAUUAUGUGAUAAAUUGCCAUCGAAAGACUGUACGAAAAGACGCUGUGAAUUUCCAAGUAAAGUCAAAGCUGUACCCAAUUCUGGUUUGAUCACAGAAGUUCGAGAGAAUUAUGUAAAUCCCAAUGAACGUAUUAUCGAUUAUGAUAAUAGUUAUAUAAAGAAUGAUUUAACUUUUGUGGCCAGUGAACCGUUAAUGGCUAAGACAGAAUAUAAUGUAUUGGGUUCGGGUGAAUGUACGCAGAAGUUUGUUUAAAUCUUAAGAUCUUAAAAUUGUUUUUGGAUAAAAAACUCAACUCUUUUUUAAAAUUAUAUAUUUCAAUUUAGUUAGGGUGGAUUUCUUAAGAAUAUACCUUAUUUAAAAUAUUUCAAAAUUUAUUUUAAAAAAUCAAUUUUGAGUCAACGAAAGCUAAUUAAAGUUUUGUAUUUGUUAAAAAUAGUACAUUUGUAAAAAGUAAUUUUAAAAUAGAUUAAAAUGGAUAUUUUGUAAUAGCUUACUUCCCGUCUGUCGAAAUUAUUGAUACUUUAAAAUAUUAUACUUCCUUUCGUUUUAAUUUAAUCUUUAUUUAAAAUACUGUAAUGUUUAUAUUUUCAUAAAAAUUUUGCAUAUUAAGAAGUAAAAUAGGAAAAAUUUAAAAAUUUAAAUAUCUCUUGAAGCAAACAAGAUAAUGCAUACAUGUAUUAUUAUAUUUUAAGUUUUAGCUCAUUCGGAUCAUGGUAUAUUAAUUAUAUGGUAGUGUUAACAGAGCAUUUUUGAUGAUACUGUCAAACUUCAUAUAUAAAAAAUACAAUGAAUGCGAUCUAUUUUUCUGAAUUCGUCGACGACACUAUCUUAUAAUUAAUAUACAUAUGUAUCUUGAUUCGGAUCAUAAAUGGAUUUUUUUGAAAAAUGUGAUACCCGGCCUGACCAACUUUGAGGAGCUACCCAUUGGUCUUCAUUUUUCCUACAAUCACCUACAACUGUUAAUCUCCAACCAUGUCGAAUUUCGUUCCCUAAACAGUGAUUUUUUCCAAAAAGGAUUUCUAAACCACUGUGCAUCAUAGCACUUUUUGCUCUUUCA